AUGUCGUCAAUACACUCCUCGCAAAUCACUCUAAAGGAGCGCGAUCCAAAUUCCGAAGAAGAAGAGCAAGAAUGGAAGCCGGACUGGCGGUUAAAGUCAAUCUUUGGCAUUAUUGGACUAUUGAACUUCGUGACUGCCGUCGAUGCUACAUGUGUCUCUGUUUCGUUACCGACUAUUUCCCAAGACCUCGGGGGGACAGCAACUGAAGCCUUUUGGGCAGGAACCUCAUUCCUCCUCGCAUCUUGCGUAUUCCAGCCCAUAUUCUCACAAGCAUCAGACAUCUUCGGCAGGAAAUACAUUCUUCUACUCGCCGUAUCAGCCUUCACUGUCGGGUCUAUCCUCGCUGCAGUCUCCCAUGGAUUCACUCUGCUCCUCGUCGCCCGAUGCAUCCAAGGUACCGGAGGAGGAGGUAUCCUAGCUCUAACGGAAAUCCUCAUCGCCGACCUCGUUCCACUCCGCCAACGCGGAAAAUGGUUCAGUAUCAAGUUCGGUGCCUCAGCCGUUGGCACCGUCACCGGCCCCCUAAUCGGCGGAGCAUUCACAGGAUCCUCUGCCUCAUGGCGCUGGAUCUUCUGGUUCAACCUCCCCUUCUGUGGCUUGGGUCUACUCCUGAUCCCCAUCCUACUACAACUCCAACGAACCCCCGUCCCUAUUCGCCAAUCUCUCGCUAAAGUCGACUACUUCGGCUCAUUCCUUUUCGUCGCCUCCCUAACGUCCUUCCUUAUCCCAAUUACAUGGGGCGGUAUCAUGUACUCCUGGUCCUCAUGGCACACUCUCGUUCCUCUCAUCCUCGGCCUAGCCGGCCUACUCUCAUUCGGCAUCUACGAAGCCUUCAUCCCAGCUCAACCCCUCAUCCCAGUAGCCAUCUUCACGAACGCCACGAUAUGCCUCUGCUACUUCGGUAUCUUCCUCCACGGCCUAAUCCUAUGGGCAAUCGUCUACUACAUCCCACUAUACUAUGAAGGUGCUUUAGGCUACCGGCCUAUCAUAGCGGGCGUUGCCGUUUUCCCCGAAUGUCUCACCGUCGCACCCAUCUCCGUCAUGACUAGUAUUAUGGUCUCGAAGCUGGGUGGUUAUCGCUGGGCGCUGUGGAGUGGGUGGCCCAUCACAGCACUGGGUCUUGGUCUUCUUUGUCUACUCGACUCAUCGACCAGUGUUCCCAAAUGGAUCUUCCUUAAUAUCACUGCAGGCGUCGGGUGCGGGAUGCUCUUCCCUGCUGUCCAAUUAGCCGUGCAAGCAGCCGCAAACACGCAGUUCCUCUCCAUGGCCGUGACGAUGACAGCUUUCUUCCGGGUCCUCGGCCAAUCCCUUGGUGUUGCGGUUGGAGGUGUGGUUUUCCAAAAUAGGAUUCUCAUGAAGUUUGGGGAUCAUCCGGAGCUGGGUGUAGAGGUGGAGAAGUAUGCACAGGAUGCGUCGAGUCUUGUGGAGUAUAUCAAGGCAUUACCUGCUGGUAGUGCCUCGAAGCUACUGAUUCAGGCAUUAUAUGCAGAGUCACUAACUACAGUUUGGGCGGUUAUGUGUGGGAUUGCGGGCGUGGGGAUUGUGUCUACUUUGUUUGUGAAAAGGUAUACGCUCAAUCAGUCCUUCAAGUCAACGCAAGGGUUGAAAGACGUUGAGCAUGGAAAGGAAGAUGAAAAAAUAAUGAUGGGUUGA
Penicillium odoratum is the source of this 1653-nucleotide messenger RNA. RefSeq lists its product as uncharacterized. Lineage: Eukaryota; Fungi; Ascomycota; Eurotiomycetes; Eurotiales; Aspergillaceae. Gene Ontology annotation, molecular function: transmembrane transporter activity. Gene Ontology annotation, biological process: transmembrane transport. The coding region runs from base 1 to 1653 and encodes 550 amino acids. The transcript has 2 exons. The record is from RefSeq and is a predicted model, not a curated record.